Messenger RNA from Acomys russatus (golden spiny mouse), 1328 nucleotides. It is a transcript of the gene Cfap119, whose product is annotated as cilia and flagella associated protein 119. The transcript has 9 exons. Lineage: Eukaryota; Metazoa; Chordata; Mammalia; Rodentia; Muridae. The coding region runs from base 2 to 994 and encodes 330 amino acids. The record is from RefSeq and is a predicted model, not a curated record.
GAUGCUCACUCCCAAAUCCAGCCUGAUCAGGGGAAUGAAGGUGCAGUCGGAGUUUGAACACCCACCCAAAGUGCAACAGGAACUGGAGAGGUGUCCUAGCUCGGUGGAUGGAUCAUCCAUGAGGACCGGAACAGACGGGCGAACCCUCUCGGCCCCAGAGGCCAGUACCUCUGUGGAAGUGGCUGAAGAUCCCGGAGCCAACUUGUUCCCGCCACCACUACCGCAGGCCCGGAUCUGUAUGUGGAAAUACCUGGACAUCCAUUCUACCCAGAGACUGGAGAAGGCAGCCACUGUGGAAGAGAUGAGAGAGGUUCUGGCUGAGCUCCUGGAGCUUGGCUACCCAGAGCAGAGCCCGCGGGAUGCCAUUAUCUUGGACCUCUUUUCCCACGCACUCAUCUUCUGCCGCCAGCAGAACUUCUCACUAGAGCAGACAUCAGCAGCGUGUGCCUUGCUCCAAGAUCUUCACAAGGCCUGUGUUGCCACCCCUUUGGGCAACGUGGAGGAAUGCUACCACUACUUUACCCGCGUUCUCUUUUGCCAUGGAGUCAGGCGGCCCCCUUUCAGCAUCGACCUCUUUAAAGAGGAACAGCUUCUGGCAUUGGCAGAUUAUGUGGUCAACACCUACUUCCGCCACUUCAAGCUCUACAAAUACGUCUUCACACCCCAGGUUCGGCUGGACCUAUCUCUGACUUACAUGGGGCUACCGCCACCCAGGCUCUGGCCAGAGGAGAAAGAAGAUGAGGUGGCAGCUGAGCAAGUGGCUACUUCUCAGGAGGAAGAACCAGAAACUGUGACGCAGCCGGAACAACAGCCAAGCGAGGUGUGCUUCCUCCAAACCUAUAUCAAGACCCAGCUGUGCAAGGAGCUGGGGCAACUCCAGCAGCUGGUGGAGGAGCGGCUCAAGGAGAGCGAGGAAAGGCUGAGCGGCAAGCUGGCCGCACUGGAGCGGCCCAGUCAGCCACCUCCCACCAAAGGCAAAACCAAGACCAAAUGAUGCCCAGCAUUUUCUCCAAUAAAGACCUGGACCAGAGCACCCCAUCCCCCCACCUUCAUGAGUACCUUCUGAGCUUCCCUAUGAAACUAGACAGCAGACAUAAGCACUGGCUCUCCCAGGCUUGUAGUGGGUUUUAUUUCAGAUGCAGCACAGGCAGCAAUGACGAGGUCAGGCACAACACUGGAAGAGGCUCCCUUCCAUCUCUGCCCUGAUCUCCAAGUCCAGAAUAGAUAGAGGGGAGAGGGCUGGUCUCUGUGACAAGCAGCAUUAUCAGUGGUAGGCUUGGCAAGGCAGGGCUAGGGUCUGAGUCCCAACAGGUUGGAAUGAUAAAACA